Messenger RNA from Kockovaella imperatae, 1277 nucleotides. RefSeq lists its product as hypothetical. The transcript has 2 exons. The record is from RefSeq and is a predicted model, not a curated record. NCBI's taxonomy places the organism in Eukaryota, Fungi, Basidiomycota, Tremellomycetes, Tremellales, Cuniculitremaceae. Bases 453 to 1277 code for a protein of 274 amino acids.
UCUCUCCUUUGUCAUGCAUGCAGAAGCCUUUGACGAACACCUGAGAGAUUCGCGAAAAGCUGCAGUAGAACGAGGACGUUUUCCCACAUGUUUGACUCCUUCACGCUGAAAGGUAUACAAUCGACGAAAGCCACAGAAGACAGACUGAGAGAAUCGACAUGGAUUCUCUGGAUCAAAGGCAUUUCCCACGGGGCUUCCUUUGACGUAGGGCACGGAAUUUGACGAAGACUGCACCGUGAGUCUGUCUUUAUGUACUUUCCCCCACUUCCAGACGAGGCCUCAAGCGCGCCCCUCCCUCCCUCGGACUCUCACAACUCGAUCUUAUACAGUCUUCUUCCAAGAUUCAAAUACUAUGUCCUGCACUCACAAGUAAGACGGGAGACGUUUGCCCGAUUGUAGCGAUCGCUUUCCGGAACCAGUUCGCCCCAUCACUUGCCCGUCAAUCGUGAACGAUGACCAUGACCCACAGUGUUCGUCAGCUCCAACUCCUCUGCCUGGUAGCACUCCUGCUCUUACGUCCUACGCUCGCUCAGCGUUGGGGAGGUGAAGGAAACGGGUACGACUGGGGGGGAGGAGGAGGAGGAGGAGGAGGAGGUGGUGGUGGUUGGGGGCCAGGUGGAAGAGGAGGAGGAAAUCCAGAGGAUUCAGAGGAAACCAUUCUGACAUCACCCCAACCCACGAUCCAAUCCACCAUUGUCGUUGCUCCUGACCCGGAACCAACGACAACUUCGACUAUCAUUGCGCCUGCGCCUCCUUCAUCUACAAUUCAAACGACGUCGACGACCAUGCGGGAUAUCACAGCCAUCAACGUCGUGACGGAUACGUCUUAUGCCAUUACGACGAUCCUCAUCUCUAAGACCAUCAGUUCCUCCGUCGUCUUCUCUUCAGAAAUCAUCACUUCCGUUUUGCCAUCUGUGACUGCUAGCUCGGUGAUUCGAUCGAGUGCGGUUUCACCGUCUCCAAGUCGACAGGCCGUCAAGGCCAUGACGAGUCUCGCGGUGACUUCAAAUACCAGUGGUGAUCAAGCGACACUCGGGACCGAGCGACCAUCAAUGGCUUCGAAUGCAGGGGAUGAAGGGACAAUGUCGCAGGACGACUCAUCCAAUACUUCCAUCUCGCUCGCGUUUGGGACACCGAGAUUGCCAGACGGGAAGAACACGGUCCAGUUUGGGAUGGUUGCGAGGAGUGGCGCAAGUAGCGUGAAACGGCAGGGAAGGAGAACAAUAUGGACGACAGUACUGGUUACCCUUGGGAUGUUCGUAAUACCCUUUCGGUAG